AUGGAGACGAACACCAACGGAAGAAAGCCAAUCGAAGAAGUGAGCUCCUCUACGGAGCAACUGGCGAACCAGAAAUCGAUAGCAAAUUUGACAUCCGUAGAUAACAUACAGAAUGAGCAAAUUAACGUCGACGAAAACAAGUACAAUUAUUUUAAUUACACACAGAGUGAGACCCUCUUGAAGAAUCAAAUCCACUCGAUCGCCAACGUACGCACAGAUACACAGGAGAGGAACAUCUUCAGCGAGCAUAAUUUGAACCACCCCUGCAUCGACCGCUUUCAGGUUAAUUUAUCUGGCCAGGACAGGGGGGGUGCCGACGGGGGGGAGGCCGAUAACGACUACACAGACGCGGAGGUGCAGAUGAGGAACCAACAGGACAUUUUAAAAAUACUGGAAGAUGAGGAUGCACACCUGGGGUUGGGGGGCGCUCCCGGGUUGGCAGGCCCCCCUGGGAUGGCAGACGCUCCCGGGAUGGUAGACCCCCCUCUGAUGGCAGACUCCCCUCUGAUGGGAGUCCACUCGGGGGAGAGCCUAUUAGGAAAUGCUGGUGACGCGGAAAACGGGAAGAAUGACUCGAUGGAAAUUGGCGGAGAGGCCCCAAAGGGGGGGCUGCUCAAAGAAGGCGAGGUGAAUGAAGACCCCCUGGCUAGGAGCAGCCACCACGAAGUUGCCUGCAGUGGUGAGGAGCACCCAGCGGGGGGAGCACCAACAGCAACCGAAGCGGGAGCAGCAGAGGGAGUAGCAGCUGGAGUAGCAGUGGCAGGGGCAGACCCCACCCAGGGGGACGGCCAACCGCCGAGCCACAUCCAUGCUCCUGAAGAAAAGGCCGAAAUUGAUGUAAUUCUGAGCAGGUUCAGAGGCAAAGACGGGGGAAAAGACGGGGGAAAGGACAAAAGCGCAGAAAGGUGCAGGAGCAAAUACAAGGACAAAUUUUUGCGUCUCUUCCGAAAGGCGGCUUGCCCCAAUCAAGUGAAGGACCAACCCACGGGCAUGAACGAGGUGACCCCCGUUAAGGAAGGCGUGGGGGGGAGGCGCCGUGCCAGCAGCACCGAGGGAAGCAGCGGAGGGCCCUACAUCCAACACUACCUCAGUGGGAGCUUCAAUGAGUAUAACCGCGGCCACUGGAAGGGGGGCUUCCACGAGAGGGGCUUCCAAGUGAGGGACUUCCAACAGGGGAACUUCCAUCAGGGCACCCCCAGUGGGGCACACAUCCCGAUGCAAAUCCCAACAGGAGCAAUGCAGAGAGGGGUGGAGAACCUCGGGGAGGAACCCCCCUUCGGGAGGAAGAAGCAAAGUAGCGUGGACCCCUUCGAGGGGAAGAAGCAAAGUAGCGUGGCCCCCUUCGAGGGGAAGGAGCAAAGUAGCGUGGCCCCCUUCUGGAGGAAGAGCCAACAUGUGGUGCCCCCCCUCCGAGAGAGCCGCACGUGCUCCAUCAAGACAGACGACCACCUGACCAGGGGGCUGCCAAAUGAGUACACAGCAGGUGCCUAUUUGGAGGCACACAAGGGGGGGAUAGAGACGCUCGCCGCAAUGGGGGCAGUGGGCGCAAUGGAGGCAGUGGGGCCAUACAGCCCGGGGGAGAGACCCCCCCGGGGAGGGGAACAGAAACUGUCGUGCGAGUCAAUCGCUAGAAAGAUUUACAGUUUGGAGAAAGUCAAAUCGUUCAUGUCAAAUAACACUUUCUUAAAAGACAAAAAAGAUUUGCUGCAGAAGAGGAGACAGCUGUCGAAGGAGGUGAAUUUCUUUUGCCGUCACUACAACGUGCUGAUGUGUUUCUUCCUCUACAUAAUCUGCUUCGCCUUCGUUACGGCAUCUAUUUGCUACGACUCAUGGAAGGUGCACCAAAUGGAGCUAAAGUCUAAAAGCACCCAGAAGGCGGUGCACAUAGAUAUCGGUGCAACGACCAUUAGGCGUGUAGAAAAGGUUUCAAAACAAAACGGUGAUGUAACUCUAUCGAUUGACAAGGAGCAAACCAUGGAGUCGUUAAUAGCCAACGAAAUCUGCAAGCCAGUCACGAAGGAAGAAUUAGAAAAACUCCUAACCUUUUUGGCAUCUAACAAUAUGCUAAGGGAUGAACAGAACCCGGUGGAUCCCACAAAAGGGGAGCUAACUGAUGAAUUCCUCGUAGAUGCACUGAAAAACCCCGCACAUGUAGGGCUUCUAAACGAUCAGAAGUUGGUCUUAACAAGGAAGCAUAUCUUCGGGCCUACGAUCUACAACCUAGAGUGCAAAUUCUUAGCCAAGAUAAAGAAGGCAGGUACUUACCAUACGAUUCUUCUUUACGCAAUAUUAAUUUUUUUAUUAAUUCCGAUUUGCCUCCUCUUCCACAUUCUUCUGAACUACAAAAAGGGGAAGAACGUCCUACUGGUCAAAUACAUUUCCUUCCUGUUUGUUAACGUGGCUCUCAUCACGAUGAUCUCUUCCCUCUUCUCCGUCAACCGAGCGUAUAACAUCCCCUUGUGCGUCAUGCAUGAUGGUAGCUCGGACAUCUGCGAGGAUGGCACCUCCAUCCACUUGAUGCGCUCUUCCAUCAUCUUGCUAAUCUUUUCCAACCUCUUCUUCUGCAAGUUUGUGCACUUCGUCCGCAAGGAGGGCGCCAGCCCCUCGGGUUCUAUAGUCUGA
Messenger RNA from Plasmodium vivax (malaria parasite P. vivax), 2622 nucleotides. RefSeq lists its product as hypothetical. Lineage: Eukaryota; Apicomplexa; Aconoidasida; Haemosporida; Plasmodiidae. The record is from RefSeq and is a predicted model, not a curated record. The transcript has a single exon. Bases 1 to 2622 code for a protein of 873 amino acids.